AUAAACCCCUGGAGUAUACUUUGAGAUUAAUGUAUAACCAUUAUAGGCGAGAAUCAGGAUUGGAUAGACAGUUGUUUUUCCAUACAAGACACUAUUCGAAGCUAGACAUCGAGAAGUUUAGGCGGUACACGAUAAUAAUGGAUUCCAUGACAGAUGAAGAGCUUGAUAAACCAAACAAGUUAAAGCAAAUGAGCUUGGAACGGUUGAAGGAGAUAGCUAAAGCAUCAAAAGUAGAUGCGAGACACGUUCUGCAAAUGUUAAAAACGUAUGACAUGAAGGCCAAGAGCUUUAUGGACCUUGAGAUGAAGAUUCGCAAUGAAUCUGCUAGACCACGGUACGCGGUCCUGACGUCUUAGGUGGUCUUGUCGACGACAAAAGUGAACAACUUAUGCAUUAUGUGCUUUUCGAUAUUUAUUUAAUAUAAACAAGUAUGUAUGGCGGUAAUUUGGGUUGUAUCGG
Molecule: messenger RNA, 459 nt
Organism: Camelina sativa (false flax)
Lineage: Eukaryota; Viridiplantae; Streptophyta; Magnoliopsida; Brassicales; Brassicaceae
Source: RefSeq, a predicted model, not a curated record